Synchiropus splendidus (mandarinfish) is the source of this 3981-nucleotide messenger RNA. RefSeq names its product solute carrier organic anion transporter family member 5A1-like. Gene Ontology annotation, biological process: transmembrane transport; sodium-independent organic anion transport. The record is from RefSeq and is a predicted model, not a curated record. The coding region runs from base 507 to 3140 and encodes 877 amino acids. Gene Ontology annotation, cellular component: membrane. NCBI's taxonomy places the organism in Eukaryota, Metazoa, Chordata, Actinopteri, Syngnathiformes, Callionymidae. The transcript has 10 exons. Gene Ontology annotation, molecular function: protein binding.
UUUGUUUGACCCAAACUGACUAACAUUGUUCCAAACGUUUCCAACAUGAAGAAAACGUCGUGUCUUUAGCUUGUGUUUUGUGCCGAAAUUGUAUUUUUAUUGUUCUCCUCGUGCGCUCGUUUUAUUUUCUAAGCGGCUCACUCCUCUUCCGGUGCCCCCCACCCGGCCCGUCCGUCUGUCCCCGCGGAUCCUCGCUAGUCCGGUGUAGGUUGACGGUGCGAGUCCAGGUCGCCGGUCCCGAGUGUCAGGGUCGCUGGGAUGCGGUGCGCACUCGUCAAGUGGACUCUGUUUGGAGGAGCAGCAGAGAGGACCUGCUGACAGGAGGGAGGGAGGGAUGCCUGCUGGUCCUGGACUGGUGCUGGUCCAACGAUGAGCCAGAGUGACAGAAGACAAUAAACCAUCAUCUCCGCCAGCGUCCCUGGAUGACCCGAGUCUGGAUGUUGUCCUUCAUUAUUCAUGUGACGGGCAGCUGCCCUUGAAGGUUCCUCGCUCUCAGCCAGACAGAGAUGGAAGACCACGAAGAGGCCGAGCUGUCCGAGUCCCUCCGGAAGGAAGAGCUGGAGGAUCCGGGGGUGGACUUCAAGUCGAAGAGCCUGCCGGUGUUGACCGAGGCAGAGCCCCAGAAGGAGACGCUGCUGAGAAGUUCGGUGAGGAUGUCGAUCACGGCGGAGGAGAGCGCCGAGUUCAUUCAGCUCCCGGCCACUGCCGAGUCCCUGCAGGCCGACUCCCCGGCAAGAACAAGCUACUUAGCAAAGCCGGGGAAGUCGGCCUUGAACCGGCCCAGCUCCAACACGGAGACCAGCCGGAGCAAGAAGGUCGCCAGGAGGAAGCCUGUGGGGUUCUUCGCUGCCCAGAUGGCUAGACUGAGGAUGCCCAGCAGGAAGUACCUGUCCGUGGUGCUGCAGGACUCUCGCUGCUUCCUGUUCUGCAUGUGCUACCUGACGUUCAUCCAGUCGCUCAUGGUGUCGGGCUACCUCAGCAGUGUCAUCACCACCAUUGAGAAGAGGUACAGCCUCAGGAGCUCUGAGUCGGGCCUCCUGGUCAGCUGCUUCGACAUCGGGAGCCUCCUGGUGGUGGUCUUCAUCAGCUACUUCGGGGGGCGGGGCCAGAGGCCACGAUGGCUGGCGGUCGGCGGGAUCCUCAUCGCUGUGGGCGCCGCGCUUUUCUCCUUACCUCACUUCAUCUCGCCGCCGUACCAGAUUCAGGAAGUCAAUUCGUCGUUGGCCAACGAGGGUCUCUGCAUGAACGGCAACACCAGUGGGCGGGACCGGGUCGACAUCACUUCCUGUCCCAGAGACCAGGAGGGCAACGAGCACAACGUCUACGUGGCAUUGUUCAUCAUCGCACAGAUCCUGGUGGGCAUGGGCUCCACGCCCAUCUACACCCUUGGACCCACCUACCUGGACGACAACGUGAAGAAGGAGAACGCGUCGCUGUACCUCGCGAUCAUGUACGUGAUGGGUGCGCUGGGACCUGCAGCUGGCUACCUGCUCGGUGGAGUCCUCAUCGGUUUCUACGUGGACCCCAAGACCGCCGUGACCAUCGACCAGAGCGACCCCCGCUUCAUUGGGAACUGGUGGAGCGGCUUCCUGCUGUGUGCCGUGGCCAUGCUGCUGGUCAUCUUCCCGAUGUUCACCUUCCCAAAGAAGCUGCCGCCGCGACACAAGAAGAAGAAAAGGAGGAAGAAGCUAAGUCUGGACGACCUGUCGAGCGACGACGAUGUCCUCAAAGAGAAGAGCAACAACAGCAAGAGCCAGCAGGUGACCUCCUCCAUGGGCUUCGGCAAGGACAUCAAAGACCUUCCCAAGGCAGCGGUUCGGAUCCUCAGCAACGUUACCUUCCUCUUCGUCAGUCUGUCCUACACUGCAGAGAGCGCCAUCGUCACUGCCUUCAUCACCUUCAUACCGAAGUUCAUCGAGUCCCAGUUCGGCAUCCCGGCAUCCAGUGCCAGCAUCUACACUGGUGUGAUCAUCGUGCCGAGUGCCGGCGUGGGCAUCGUGCUAGGCGGUUACAUCAUCAAGAAGCUGAAGCUCGGCGCUCGCGAGUCGGCCAAGCUGGCGAUGAUCUGCAGCGGUGUGUCACUGCUCUGCUUCUCCACGCUCUUCAUCGUGGGCUGCGAGAGCAUCAACCUGGGCGGCAUCAACAUCCCCUACACCACCGGGCCGACUCUCACCAUGACUCAGAGGAACUUGACCGGCGGCUGCAAUGUUAACUGUGGCUGCAGGAUCCACGAGUACGCUCCGGUCUGCGGCUCUGACGGUAUCACGUAUUUCAACCCGUGUCUGGCCGGGUGCAGCAGCGUCGCCAACGACAGCAGCGGGAUCCGGAACUACUCGGACUGUGCGUGUGUCCAGAGCCGGCAGGUCAUCACGCCGUCGUCCGGCAGCCAGGGUGGGAACCAGCUGCAGGUGGUCAUUGUCAAGACCUACCUGAACGAGAACGGCUAUGCCGUGUCGGGGAAGUGCGAUCGCACCUGCAGCACGCUCAUCCCCUUCCUCAUCUUCCUCUUCAUCGUCACGCUCAUCACCGCUUGCGCUCAGCCGUCCGCCAUCAUCGUCACCCUCAGGUCUGUGGCGGAGCAGGAGCGACCCUUCGCUCUUGGGAUGCAGUUUGUCCUCCUUAGGACUCUCGCUUACAUUCCGACCCCGAUAUACUUUGGCGCCGUCAUCGACACCACCUGCAUGUUGUGGCAGCAGGACUGCGGCGUUCACGGUUCCUGCUGGGAGUACGACGUGACCUCCCUGCGCUUUGUUUACUUCGGCCUCGCCGCCAGCCUCAAGUUCCUUGGCUUCCUCUUCAUCUUCCUCACCUGGUACUCCAUCAAGUACAAGGAGGAGCGAGUGGAGCGCUGGCUCAAGCGCCACCUCAUGCCCGUGGACACGGUAGGAAGCCUCGUGUGCCACCCCGGGGGCCACAAGGGACACGCCCGCACCCGCUCCUGCCCCGUCAACAUUCCCCGCAGUGACCACGGUGCUCUGCUGGCUAAUGGGCCCCCACGUGCUGGCGCCCUGAACCGCGGCGUCAGCACGCAGAGUUGCCCCGGCGAUGAGCUGAAAGCAAUAACACCACCCCCUCCUGUGGGCACUGCGGUGCCCCCUGGCCCGGCGCAAUCCCUGGAACAUGUCUCAGUCAGAGUCUGAAAGUCCUAUUGGACCUAGUCUUGGGGUCACCAGUUAUCCACUUGAUAUUGGAUCGCAAAUACUGGUGGGACAAUAGCGGUCUUGAGACUGCGAAGACCAGAAGGCGUCAGUUAUCUUUUGGUCCACCUUGCCGCAGAGCCCCCCACCCACCCACCCCUACGGCAACAUGUGCCUUCUGUCACAGUCGUCACUUGUACAGGACAUGGACUCUCGGGGCGGCUCUGAACAGAUACCUCAGCAUCGCGUCACCCUCCCCGCCCCCCCAAACCCUUUGCCUUUUUUAAGAAAUAAAGAAAAACGUGAAACACUAGACGUGUUCAGGACUGGAAACCGAUGGCAUGGUGCUACGUGAAAAUGUCUCAUGGUGAAGAACUUUCCUGGACGUCUCGGCAACAGUCCGAGUCUCUGCUGGACGCUUUUGCCAAUACCACUCUGAGUCCCCGAAACCCUGCCUCAUCAGUAGUCUGGACUCCAAACCACAGUCCAGCCGGGACGAUGCGCCGCACAAACUCCUGCUUCAAGACGUCUUGUUGGUCCCUUGUCGUGCGGUCGGAGGUUCCUCCCUGCUGAGCUGUGGUUCUGGAUUCAGUAGUUCCUCUUCAUGUAGUCCACAGUUGGUCCCCACAGUCAUGUAGACUAGAAUUUCAUCAUCUAAAGUUGGGAACGCUGAUCCACAUCGAGGUGACAGGAACUCUGGUUAGUCCCAGUAGAUGUUGGUCCUCUGACCGCCGGCAGCUCGCCGACUGUGGCGCCACCUGCAGGAGCGACCGAGUAUUUUUAUCGAACACGACUGAAUUAUUUUGUUUUUGACUCUGUUGUCGAGAGAAUAAAGCUCAACUGA